UUACACUCUUUCUAGAAAUAGGACUCUUGAAAAUAAUUGUGGAAGAAAGCAGUGUUGUUUUUCUUUUCUUUUAAACACCUGGACCCCUGAGUAAAAUGAAAGUAGAAGCUUUUUAAAUGUAUCCCUCGACUCACAUUACUGCUGGGUCUGAGGUUUCACAUCUGCAGAGGAAGUCCUGUCUGGGCUCAUGGCUGCCUGUGUUUCCACGUCUUCUAAGGGGCUGAUCUGUUAUUUUAGAUGAGCGGUCCAGUGGUUAAGAUUCUGUGCUUCCACUUCAAGGGUCACUGGUUCGAUCCCUGGUCAGGAAACUAAGAUCCCACAUGCUGUGCAGCUCCCCCACCCCCCCAAAAAAAAAUGUAUUGGUGGAUUAGGUGACUAGAGGAGGCAGUGAGUUAGGGAGAAACGCCUGGGAAUUCUAGGUCCUCACUGUGACCUCCUCCAGCCAGUCUCUCAGAGGGUCCUUCCCAAGCAUCUUGGAAUACUCCCAUAGCCCUUGAGGAGGGCCACCACAGACACAGUGAAUGAUGGGGUUCUGUUGCUCUGGUGACCGGUUGCCGCCAAGAUUCUGGAAAGAGGCAGAUUUGGGUGGCCCAGACUUGGAGGCUGGCUGCAGGCAGGAGCAGAAGCACAGUCCUGGUUCUAUUUUCCCUCAGCGAUGCCUACUCUGUCUGUGUUCACAGAUGUGCCCAUGGCCCAAAAGCUAGAGGGCAGCUUGCUCAAGACCUACAAGCAAGAUGAUAACCCUAACAAGAUGUUCCUGGCCUAUAAAGUCUGCAUGACCAGCAAAGGCAGACCCUGGGUGUCCUCCGUGGUGCGCAAGACUCGAAUGCAGAUUGCCCAAGAUCCCUCCCUGAACUAUGAGUACACGCCGGUGAUGGGCAUGAAAUCAUUCGUCCAGGCUUCCCUGAACCUCCUCUUUGGAAAGAACAGCCAAGUCAUUGUGGAGAACAGGGCAGGGGGUGUGCAAACCGUGGGGGACAGUGGCGCUUUCCAACUCGGGGCUCAGUUCCUCAAAUCUUGGUGUCAGAAUUCUCAGGUAGUUUACAUCGUUUCUUCUCAAAAAGAACCUCAUGGACUCAUCUUCCAGGACAUGGGCUUUACAGUUUAUGAACACACCUUCUGGGACUCUGUGCAUCUGUGCUUGGACCCCAACAUGUUCCUCGAUGUGGUGAAGCAUGCCCCGCACGGCUGCGUCUUUGUGAUCGGGAGUAUGGGCAACUGUCAGCUGACCCCGAGUCAGUGGACACAGUUGAUGACCCUGAUGAAGAGCAAGGAGAUAUUUCCAUUUUUUGACAUUCCCUAUCAAGGUUUAUCCACUGGUGACCUGGAGGAAGAUGCUAGAUUCUUACACUACUUUGUGUCUCAAGGCUUCGAGUUUUUCUGCAGCCAGUCUCUAUCCAAGAAUUUUGGCAUUUAUGACGAAGGAGUGGGUACUCUCGUGGUGGUGGCGCUCAACAACCAGCUCCUGCUGCGCGUCCUCUCCCAGCUGAUGAACUUUGCGCAGGCCCUGUGGCUAAACCCUCCCACCACAGGCGCUCGCAUCAUCACCUCUGUCCUCUGUAACCCUGCUAUGCAGGGAGAAUGGAGACAGAGUCUGGAAGGGGUUGUAGAGAACGUCAUGAUGACCAAGGAAAAGGUGAAGGAGAAGCUCCGGCUUCUGGGAACCCCUGGCUCCUGGGAUCACAUCACUGAGCAGAAAGGGUCCCACAGCUAUCUUGGACUCAACUCCCAACAGGUGGAAUACCUGAUCAGUGAAAAGCAUAUCUAUAUCCCCAAGAAUGGUCGGAUCAACUUCACCUGUAUCAAUUCCUACAACAUAGAUUACAUCACUUCGAGCAUCAAUGAGGCUGUCUGCUUCACAAAGGACUCAGAGAAAUAGCUUCUAAAAGUAAAUGACCCCUGAUUGGAAUAAAGCUUU
Bubalus bubalis (water buffalo) is the source of this 1918-nucleotide messenger RNA. It is a transcript of the gene GOT1L1, whose product is annotated as glutamic-oxaloacetic transaminase 1 like 1. Bases 656 to 1879 code for a protein of 407 amino acids. The transcript is spliced from 9 exons. Gene Ontology annotation, molecular function: L-aspartate:2-oxoglutarate transaminase activity; pyridoxal phosphate binding. Gene Ontology annotation, biological process: L-aspartate biosynthetic process. Gene Ontology annotation, cellular component: cytosol. The record is from RefSeq and is a predicted model, not a curated record. NCBI's taxonomy places the organism in Eukaryota, Metazoa, Chordata, Mammalia, Artiodactyla, Bovidae.